AUGUUUAUUUCUGCAGUGAUAUCUCCAUCUUCAUCUAAACUAAAGACUAGGAGUUCGUCUCCUAUGGCGUCUUCUUCCUUAUUCUUUUUCCUUGGAGGGAUUGUUGUGCUUAUAGUAUUAUUGAUUAUCAUAGCAAUCUACUGGAAAAUUAUCAAGCCAUCAAGGAUGAUGAGAUUUCUGUUAAAGUUUUUGUCUCUUGCAGCAUCGCCAGAUUUCUUUAGUGGGAACCUACGAACUAUAAGCUAUUUUGAUUUCAAGACAUUAAAGAGGGCAACCAAGAAUUUUCACCCUGAUAAUCUCCUUGGAAGAGGUGGAUUUGGGCCUGUCUACAAAGGAAAGUUACGAGAUGGAAGAUUGGUUGCUGUGAAAAGACUGUCUGGUGACAAAUCCCAACAAGGAGAAUCAGAAUUUCUUGCAGAGGUGAGGAUGAUCACAAGUAUCCAACACAAGAAUUUGGUUCGACUACUGGGAUGUUGCUCGGAUGGGGCUCAACGACUGCUUGUAUAUGAAUUUAUGGAGAAUGGUAGCUUGGAUCGCCUCAUUUAUGGAAAAAGUGAUGUCUUCUUGAACUGGGACACUCGGUUUCAGAUAAUAGUAGGCAUAGCUCGAGGGCUGCAGUAUCUGCAUGAGGAUUCGCAUCUAAGGAUUGUUCACAGAGAUAUCAAAGCAAGCAACAUUCUUCUUGACGACAAGUUUCAACCUAGGAUUGGAGAUUUUGGCCUGGCUCGCUUCUUUCCUGAGGACGAAGCUUACCUCAGCACUACAUUUGCUGGAACUUUAGGUUACACAGCUCCUGAAUAUGCCAUUAGGGGAGAAUUGUCUGAAAAAGCAGACACAUAUAGCUAUGGAGUUCUUGUGCUGGAAAUCAUUAGCUGCAGGAAGAAUACCGAUCUUACUUUGCCAUCAGAAAUGCAGUACCUUCCGGAAUAUGCAUGGAAGUUGUACGAGCGGUCACGUGUACUUGAUCUGGUGGAUCCGAGAAUGAGACAAGAUGGGUUGCUUGAGAAAGAUGUGUUGCGGGCAAUAAAUGUAGCCUUCUUCUGCCUUCAGCCUCAUGCAAACCUAAGACCUCCCAUGUCUGAGAUUGUUACUAUGUUAACCUGCAGGGUUGAAAUGGUCGGAACACCAAUGAAACCAACCUUCUUGGACCGAAGGCGAAAGAAGAAGAAUGAAAGCCAGUCUUGCAGCUGGGAUACUAUGCCUGAGCCUUUCCCUUCCCCGCUAGAAAGUGAUCAGUCUACGCAAUCAUCUCAGCUGCCACAUUAA
Molecule: messenger RNA, 1266 nt
Organism: Theobroma cacao (cacao)
Lineage: Eukaryota; Viridiplantae; Streptophyta; Magnoliopsida; Malvales; Malvaceae
Source: RefSeq, a predicted model, not a curated record